AUGGCGGACAGGCCCAGAGGCCAUCGAAUGGCACUACGCACCUCGACAAGAUGGAAAACCUUGCCCUUCACGCGGCUGCCGGCAGAAAUUCGCUUCCUGAGUUUGGAGGAGAUCGUACAGCAGAGGCAUCCAGGCUGGGCUUCUUUCGCAUCAGUCUGCAAAGAAUGGCAACUCUUCAUCGAGAAGCGAAACUUUUGUCGGCUAAAGCUGAGCGUGUCAUGCCUAGCUGAUUUCCAACGUCUAGUCGUUCGGACGAGGGACCUUGUUCAGCAUAUUUUGCUCGACAUCGAGCUGCCAACGUAUCCGUGCCGGCAAUGCAGAAGUAAACGGUGGCCUACCAACAGAAGGCCAAGAAUCGGCGUCACGAUCAGCGAUGGAAUCCGGAGGCUGUUCAACAUCCUCAGCACCUGGAAGACGGCGAAUGGCUUGACAUUGGAACUUGGCGCGCAUUCCCCCACAGAUUCUAAGCACUGGUUCAGGAAUUAUCUUGCCUCUGACGAGGAGGACUCUACCACUGUGCAAAAGACCGACUAUAGUUGGUACGAUCCGCUCCACGGUUGGGUCAAUGGCAAGCAGGUCCAGUAUCCUCCCGAGUCCGUUAUACGACGGCUCUUCGACACGCCCCAUCUCUCGUUCUCCGACAGACGAGCGCCCCCUCACGUCGAAAACGUCACAUGUCUCAUGAUACGUCGCGAAAUGCGCCGUUCACUUCCCGCUUCAUCACUUCAUUUUCUACUGUACAAGCUCCCCCGUCUGGAACGCCUGAUGCUCGAGCCAUGGCGGAUGUGGGAGGCUGAGUGGAGGAUGAUAAACGACACAAAGAUGAUGGACUUGAUAUUGAAGCUGGCCACCCGAAGUCUCAAGAGAAUAUCGAUAUUUGAAGAUUUCAGCGACUAUCUUACCACAGCAAUGGUCAAGGCGACUACCAGACCACACUGGCCCUCUCGUGUGGAAACCUACCGUAUUACAGAUCCUCAGCUUGCUACCGCCUUUGCUACUCGGAGCCGCGACCUUGAGCACCUCGCUGUCUCGUACAUGAUCGACGCCAAAGACUUUUUCCAAAACGCCAAUCCAUUCUCGGUCUGGGGAAGUUUGCAGUCUCUAGCUCUGACAUCGAGACUCCUACUGCCUACGACAAGCCGACAGGAGAUUGAUUACUUGCUGCACAAAACUGGUACUCCAGGUUGA
Messenger RNA from Fusarium keratoplasticum, 1188 nucleotides. RefSeq lists its product as uncharacterized. The coding region runs from base 1 to 1188 and encodes 395 amino acids. The record is from RefSeq and is a predicted model, not a curated record. Lineage: Eukaryota; Fungi; Ascomycota; Sordariomycetes; Hypocreales; Nectriaceae. The transcript has 2 exons.